CAUAUACAAACUCACCUCCUCCUCCUGCUUCUCCUCCUCCUCUCCUUUGUCCUCCUCCUCCUUCCUCCCUCCCUCCCUCUCUCUCUCGCCCCCUCUUGCUUCCUCUCUCUUCCUUGGAUUUGAGAGAAAAAAAAAUGGAACAUGGGUGCUAUUAGCUUACAAACCCAUCUGGAAUUGGACUCGAAGUGUUUGGUACUGCUUCUAGCUUCAAAGUGACGCAAGAGGUGUGAGGGGGUUCCUUUUGGUCAUGGACAAGCCAAGUUUUAUGAGGCAAGGAGUGCUCAGGCUGCCCCCUGGAUUCAGAUUCCACCCCACUGAUGAAGAGCUUGUUGUGCAGUACCUUAAGAGGAAGGUCUUCUCCUGUCCAUUGCCGGCUUCCAUCAUCCCCGAGAUCGAUCUCGGCAAAUACAAUCCUUGGGACUUUCCUGGUGCGUGUAAGCAAGAGCGGUAUUUUUUCCACCUUAGAGAAGCCAAGUAUCGGAAUGGUAAUCGAUCGAACCGGGCAACCGGCUGCGGUUACUGGAAGGCAACAGGGAAGGACAAGGCGAUCGUAGCUUCGAGCAGCAACCAGGUGGUGGGGAUGAAGAAGGUGCUGGUCUUUUAUCAUGGGAAGCCUCCAAGAGGGUCCAGGACUGAUUGGAUCAUGCAUGAGUAUCGCCUCGCCGGCGCUGAGACUAGAGCCUGUGUCUUUCCCCAAAGAAAGAACUCAACCCUUAGUUCCAUGGUUCCUACAAAAGAUUGGGUGCUCUGUCGUAUUUUUAAGAAGAAAAGAGCUACCAAGAUGGAUGUUGAUGUCGAAGAAUGCCACGAAGAGAGCCAAAGUAGAAAUGGUAGCAUUGGGUUCGUUGAUUUCAUGGGGCUGCAACAGAGAGAUCAACGGCCUUCCUCAGCCUCUUCAUCAGAAUCAAGCUGUGUCACCGAGCCUUCUGAUGGAUCAAGCAGUGGAGAUGCAACUAGCUGCAGCAACAGUUGAUCACUUCCAUAAGGAAGAAAGCUUAGAGCUCUUUUGCUUCGCUGUAUCAAAACUAAAAGCCUCCUAUUUUUCCUCUCUCUUUUUUCCCCCUUAAUCGGAGAUCCUCCAUGAAUAACCAUAAGCUUUUGACUCUAGGAAUUCUAGUCUCUUCAUCUCUUGUAAGUUUUCUUUAUGAACAACUUAGAUACAAGAGAUCUUUGUGGAUCAUCAGAGCUUGUUGCUAAUGUGGAAGAGAUGUUUUCCUUAAUGAAACUCUGUGUUUUGUUUAUUUCUAAUUA
Molecule: messenger RNA, 1251 nt
Organism: Phoenix dactylifera (date palm)
Lineage: Eukaryota; Viridiplantae; Streptophyta; Magnoliopsida; Arecales; Arecaceae
Product: NAC domain-containing protein 83-like
Biological process (GO): regulation of DNA-templated transcription
Molecular function (GO): DNA binding
Source: RefSeq, a predicted model, not a curated record